Alligator sinensis (Chinese alligator) is the source of this 2601-nucleotide messenger RNA. It is a transcript of the gene CCM2L, whose product is annotated as CCM2 like scaffold protein. Gene Ontology annotation, biological process: heart morphogenesis. The record is from RefSeq and is a predicted model, not a curated record. The transcript is spliced from 10 exons. NCBI's taxonomy places the organism in Eukaryota, Metazoa, Chordata, Crocodylia, Alligatoridae.
GGGAAAUACUGCCUUUGCCGGGACGGGAGCGGCGCAGGAUCAGGACAUGGAGUAUGCAGAGGCCAAGAAGGGGAAGAGGGGGUUCGUGUCGCCCAUCAAGCGGCUGGUUUUCCCCAAAGCCGCUCGCCGGCAGGCGCUCCGGAGCAGCUUCUACCGCCGCCCGCUGCACUCGGUCCCCCUCUACCCCCCAGAUUACCUCAUCGACCCCCAAAUCCUCCUGCACGACUACGUGGAGAAGGAGGCGAAGUUUCUAGGCCACUUGACGUGGGUGACCUCCUCUCUGAACCCCUCCAGCCGGGAUGAGCUGCUGCAGCUGCUGGACACAGCCAGGCAGCUGAAGUAGCUGCCGCUGAAGACCACGCCGGAGCAGGACAGCAUCCUGAGCCUGUCCGCCCGCUGCCUGCUGCUCACCUGGAGAGACAACGAGGAGCUCAUCCUCCGCAUCCCCACCCACGAGAUCGCCGCUGCUUCUUACCUGCGGGACGAUGCCUUGCACCUCCUCGUGCUGAAAACAGGUCUGGGUGUGGACCCGGUGCCGGCCGGGGGCAGCCUGGACAUGUACCCGGGGGGCAUCCUGGAGAAGAAGUUCCCAGGAGGGGCAGCGGAGAAGCGGCCGGGGGGCGGCACCAUGGAGCGCCGGCACACCAUCUGCAGCCUGGACUGGAAGAUGGCACGGGGCGGGCAGGAGGGCAAGCAGGCCGGGGGCGGCAGCCUGGAGCGCAAGCCGGCCGGCGGCAGCUGGGAGAAGCAGCGUGGCGCCCGGCCCUUCGGGAGCUGGGAGCGCCGGCAGACCCACGGCGGGAGCUGGGAGCGCCGGCAGACCUACAGCGGGAGCUGGGAGCGGGGCAAGGCGGGGGGCAGCUGGGAGCGCCGGCACGCCGGGGCCAACCCCCUGGAGCCCCAGGAGACCAGCCCCGAGGCCUACUGCAACCUGGUCAUCCUGGCCGUGGCCAACCGGGACGCGGCGGAGGAGUCCUGCGCGCUCAUCUGCCAGGUCUUCCAGAUCAUCUACGGCGACCAGAGCAUCGAGUGCGUGGACCGGGCCGGCUACCACUACACCUCCACGCCCGAGCGCCCCUGGCUCUACAGCCGCAGCAGCGGUGGCUGGAGAGCGGGGCCAGACGUGGGGCUGGCGCCUCCCCUCACCCCCGGGCUUCCUCCCCAGUUCAGCUGCUGCAGCUCCUUCAACGGCUCCCACGAGACCUUUGAAGCCUACUACAGCGGGACGUCCUCACCCUCCUUCCGGCAGUCGCAUCACAGCCUGGCCACGGCCUGCAGCGGGAGCGACCAGAGCAGCGUGGGGCUGGAGCAGCUGCAGGACUACAUGAUCACGCUGCGGAACAAGCUGUCUCCCCCGGAGAUCCAGGAGUUCGCCCUGCUGCUGCGGGAGUAUCGCCUGGGCAUGGCCGUGCAGGACUACUGCGCCGACCUCCUGCGGCUCUACGGGGACAAGCGCAAGUUCCUGCUCCUGGGCAUGCGGCCCUUCAUCCCCGACCAGGACAUCGGCUACUUCGAGGGCUUCCUGGAGAGCAUCGGCAUCCGGGACGGGGGCAUCCUGACCGACAGCUUCGGGCGCAUCAAGCGCAGCAUGAGCAACACGUCGGCCUCGGCCGUGCGCAGCUACGACAGCUGGUCCCUGCGCCCCGAGGCCGAGUCCUUCAACCGCCGCAUCACGGACAUCACGCACGACAUCGAGGCCCUGGCACGCGACCAGGGCGAUGGCGAGGAUGAGGAUGAGGAUGAGGAUGAGGACGAAGAGGACAACUACCUAUGAGGGGGGACCCUGCCCCUGCCUGCUUAUGGGAGGCUGAGCCCCCGGGCAUCCCAGGUGGCACCGGCUCGCACUCCCCUUCUGCCUGGGGCUGCCCAGGCUUUUAACCUUGCAGCUCCUGUGAUGCUGCCUGCUCUCUCCCUUGCACCGUCUGCCAUCAAGGACAAGGACAGGGAGCCGUAGCCCUUCCCUGAUGUGGCGGGAGCCCGUGAGGAUCCCUGCACGCUCCAGGUUGGGAGGAAGGGGCCGGCUGGAGCUGCUGCUUCUGUUCCAGGGGCCGUGGGGGGAGGUUGCAGGAGGGGGCAGCUGCUCUGUGCAGGCAGGCGGCUUUUGUUAGCGCUAAUUGGAUUCCCUCACACCCCCCUUGAGGGGAGCCCGGAGCCCCUGGGGUGGCACUGACAUGUGUGAUCAUUGAUGCUGCAUGCAAUUAAAGUCCGGGGCUGGCAGGCGGGUGCGGAGUGCUACGCAGGCCAGGCAGGGAGGUGAGAGGGGGGCCGAGGGGACCGUCUCCUUUGUGGGAUCAGGGAUGUCAUCUCUGCAGGCUGGGGCUGGCGGAGGGAGCGACCUGCUCUGCUUCACGCCCUCCUGCCUCAGGCAACGGGUUCUGCCCUGGGCCAAGUGCAGGGGGCUCUUGUUGGGGGGCACGGCCUGGACCCUAAAUGCUGGAGGCUGCGAGUGGAAGAGGAGCAGGGGGAAUCAGACCCAGCUCUCUCUCCCCACCAGCCUCAGCUCUCUGCUGCCCUGGGCGAGACAGACCCAGUCCCUGGCAGCUCUUAUGGGCUCGCAAGUCUCUGGGCUCCGGCAGCAGCAACCGGGGCAGGGAGCAGCUC